ACAACAAACUUAAUUUGUUCUCCAGCACACAACGAUGGGCGAGAAGUGGACUUACUAGCCCUGAAUGGAACACUUCCAGUCGUAAUCAGAGGUGUGACAUACAAUAUUCCAGUGUGUGUCUGGUUGCAGGAGAAGCAUCCUUAUGUUCCACCACUAGUGUUUGUUAGGCCAACAAGCACAAUGGCUAUCAAGGCAUCUCAACAUGUCGACACUAAUGGAAGAGUUUAUCAUCCAUUUUUACAUGAGUGGAAUUAUCUUUACUUUUUUUCUUUUUUUUACUUUUCUUUUUUAUUCAUUUAUUUUUCUACAAUGCUCUUUUUUCCUCAGGCUGAUGUGGACAAUGAUAUCAAGCUGUUAACGCAAAAAAAUGAAGAGAUUUCUGAGGUGGUGACCAAGUUAGAAGCCAAUUCUGAUAACCUUAAUAUUGAUGAAGCUGUGGUGACCACCGCCCCUCUCUACAAUCAAAGUGCGUUCAGGAUGGUGGCUCCUUACGCAGGUGACGGACACAAAUUUGGUAGUUUGUCUCACUGUUGUUAUUGUUUUCUCUUGCAGCACGUAAGGACAUUAUCGCGGAAACAGUUUAUGUUGCGAGCCCUUCUGUACAAAGCAAGAAAAACGGCUGGUUUGAAGGAAGUUGCUGGAUAAACUGAUCUGUAGAUUUUGUCUCGGACAAAACCGCGAUCAUUUCCUAGAACGGCGAUACGUAGUUUUUGUUUUCACUUUUCUUUCCUUUGUCUCUUUCAAGCACAUAUUUUCCACUAAAUGUGGCAAGUUAUCUGAAUGUUUCUUUUUAUGUAAAUGAUUUCGUAAAUGCUGCUGACUGAGUGUCAGUCUUUUCUAAGCGGCAGAGGGAGAGGGGGACCUCUCUUAUUCUCCUUCACUAUUAGUGAAGAAGAAUAAGACAAGUCUGAAAGGUUAUAUCUGUAUCGCGUUUAAACUAGUUCCUAUACCAUAUGCUAAUGAGUGUUUCGUAGAAUUUAGAAAAUGCUCACCAAGAGCAAUUGUCUCGAUCUAAGCACCAUUUAGUCUGCUUCACUUCCUUCUAUCUGCACAGCGCUCUUUACCCAGCGUUGAAGAGAAUUAUCAACGAAAUUUAUCUGCAAACUGAAGCAAUUCCAGAAAAGCUCAUAGGGAAACAAGUACCGUUUUUAGUAGGUAUUUCUUAAGUACUCAAAGUGUUUGCGUUCUUUGUGAAAAGCAGUGAACACGUCCUGAAAGUUGCCACAUGCUCUACUUAGUGCAUGUGAUUCUGUGAGAACUGUUAGGGAUGACCUCAACUUUGGUGAAGGUGGCAUUGUACUGAUUGCAAGGAAUAGAUCUGUUUUAUAUUUCUGGUUGUAAAAAUGGAGUAAUGCUCUGUGAAUUGUACUCAGUAAAAUGCAUACUAGUGAUGUCGUGCUUCUUAUUGGUAUUUCAAGUCCAGUGAGUGAUCAGACGGUGACCAGACGGUACUUCUGUUUGUGCAGUUGAUGAAUGUAUGCACUGACUUAGGUCUUUCCACAGAUAUCCGGAUAUUUGUUGGGAUAUUUAGAAGGCUCUGAGAUAUUAAGAAAAUAUUAGGACAUUUAGAGAACUUUGGGAUAUUUAGAAAUAUGAAUAGCUUAUUUUCGACAGAGCCUUGUGUUUUUUCCUCAAUUAUUAUCUUGAAACAUAUAUUCCAAUACAUGUAAGCUUAGAUCACUAAAAGCUCAAAAGCCGCAAUUUUCCAAAAUGGCGGAUGCUGGCAACAUCGAAGCGCGUGAAUCCUCUUCCUCAAGAGACGAAGAUGAGGUCAUCCGCUAUUCCUUUUACUGCUGCAAGAAAAUGUUGAAAAUUUUUGCCUAAGUGAUCCAACAUCUGUUCAUUUUAAAACUAACAUAAGAGAUAUUCGGAGAGUUUUUCGAGAUAUUUAGAACAUUUGUGGCGAUUUUUAGAAAAAAUUUUGAGAAUUUCUGGAAAGAUAUGUGGGCGAUUUUACGUGAUAUUUGUGAAAAGGCCUGCGCUGACUUGCAAUCCUUGCUGGUAACCAUUCACUGUAUUGACAUUCAAGCAAAAGAGUUUAAAAAUGACCAAGAAAUGGUAAAGAGCAGCCUUAGGUAAAGACCUAAUCCAGUACUGCUUUGUAUUGAUUCAGUCGGAUGUCCGGUUUAUAGCAGUAGACUGAUUGCCGAAAUUGUUCAUUUUGGUGUCCUCUGCUCAUUAGAGGUGUGUUCUGAAUAGAGGUUCGUUGUAUUGUGGAAAGGUACAUGGUGCUGAGGACCAGACGUCUCCGCUUGAUAAAGGGUGUGUUUCACUGUGUUGCUUCGUUGGCUAAAGGAAAGUAGCCAACUGGUAUCCUGCUAUAAACGAUUUCACAGCAUUCAGGUGCAAAAUGCUAGUUUGUAGUCUUCAAGUCACGCCACAUUGUCCUGUCUCGAGGACUUCGAUCAGACAGGUUUCAAAAUCGUUUAAAACCAGUACGCGUCAUAAACAAAACGAGAUAUAACUCGCCAAUACUUAAAAAAGAACAUUCUCAGGAAAGGUGGAACGUAUUUUAUCAGUAACGGUCGUACUUGAUGGGAAUCGAAAGCCGCGCAAAGAAAGGCACCCAAGAUAAGUAGUGGCUAGUUGCAGCCAUGAAAAUGCUAAUGAUUUAAUGUACAAUGUUUUCGUCUGCACAAUUUUUACAGUUACUUUGCGAGUCCAUUCCUCAGUGUUGAAAUGCAUAGUACACUAUUUCGACUAUGAGUGGUAUGAAGUCUCAUCUCGGAGAUUUAAGUCUGUAGAUAUUCUCAACCCUGCUAACUGCAUCCACCAAAAAAAGCGAAACGUUCAUAAUAAGUCUGCUAGUAGGCUCACGUGUGGGGAGCACACGUGCGAGCGGCGAAGCAUGAAAUUAACUUUCCAUGGAGAAUGGCAUUCAAUACAGGAAAAUAGUGGAUAUUUGCCUACCGGUUUUUCGACCACUUCUCCUUUCAGUUUUCUUUCAAUUUAUGUGGCAUUAAAAUGCGGCAGCAGGCUAAGCCCUAAUGUGAAUGAGAAGAACCAGUAUUAUCAUUCAAACCCAACACCAAUCGAUAAAAUUGCAACUAUGUUUCAAUAGUCAACGGAAAGAGCUUGUUUUAAAGUGAAUUUAACAUACUUGAACUGCGGGAUUCUUUGAACCACAGACAUAUCAACUGUAGUGACAGACGGGAUGAAAUCACGAGAAAGAAUCCUUUGGACUUGCCGCUGUAACCUGGAGAACACGACAGGUGGGGAAAACUAUUAACCUGAUUAUUGUGUGUUUUUUACUUCAUCUAUUCGGUCACUAUAAAGUUUGGAAAGGAAUAUCUUGUUACUUUCAUCAGAAGAUCAAUACAAUAAAAUUGAAUUUACCUCCUCGAGGAAAAAUCGCUUUGACUCGCCGCACUGUGUUGGCGGAAUUGGUUCAGGUGGGAAAAACCAGUAACCUGAAAUCCGUCCUUUGGUUAUUUUAUUUUCAUACAUUUUUUUUUUUUUUCUCGUACACACCUACAGUACGACUAUAAAGGACUUAAAGUAAUAUGAUCUAGACGCAAAGUUAGAUUCCUUUAGCCCUCUGGCCGCAGGGAACUGAAGAAAUUCUAGCAAUUCCGUGUUUUUUGGGGGACAUUAUGAAAACAAUAAAAUUGUCCACCUACAAUCAUUGUCCACGUACUGACGACUAUUUGCAGCUCGUGAAGCUUCCAGCAGAGACUGCUUCAUUGCACAGCUCAAUUUGUGAUUUAAUUUACUGACUUUCUUUAACUAGUUUCGGAAAUCAGGUGUAGCACCAUUUCUUUGCUGCAUGCACUGCCACGGGAAAGAUGUCUGUUGGCCAAUAUUGUUUAACUUGCAAUUGUAAGCAAUGUUAUGAUAUAGACUAGUGAUUACUUCCCGUCCAUCGACUGUUUUGUCUUCUCCAUAACUCUUCCAGACAGUUCUUGCCCACGAUGAACUCCUCAGGUGGCCAUUUGGCCCCGGUUGUUGCCGAUUAGCGUUAAUCCAGCACUAAUCUUGUUUAAAGGCGGUUUUUAAUCCUAAUUGUAAAUUCCCAUCUGAGGUCGGAACGAAGAAACAAUUUGAUGAAGGGGAAAAAUGCAGAAAUUUAGGAAACAACACCCUCCAAAGAAGAUUUCCUAAAGCUAAAAGGUGGCACUUAAUCUCCACCCUUCGUUGCUUUCCAUCCAGCGAGUAAAAUCAGCAAGUUUACGGGUAUAUUUCCGAUCCUCAACCAGCUGAUCGCUAUCCACGUUAAUCAGUAAUCUCCGUCUAGUGAUCAGCACUAAGUACUUAAUCUUGUUUAAAAGUGGUUUUUAUCGCUAAUUUUAACUUUCCACCCGAUAGGACGAAGAAACAAUUUAACGAAGGGGAAAAUAUGCAGAAGCCAUGAUCAAGUUCAUAAUUUUCUGUAUACAUAAUUACAGGGUAGCUAUGAUUCUACUAUCAAAAAUCGGGCUGAGAUGUUUAGUAAUUGACGAAAAUGCUAUUGGGUGCUUUCGUGUUCUCCUAAUGGCACAAACAUGGGAUGCAGUGUAGAAACCAAUUAAAUCCCGAUAAGAUUUCCUAAUGGUACUUUAUUUCCACCACUUUAAUUGCUUUCUAUCCAGCAAGUAAAAUUUAUAGGCUUUUUAUGCCUGAUAAGCUUUCCUAACAUCUGAUCGCUCGGGUGACUCGUGAAAGAUCCGUAUAAUAACCCUUGCAACCAUUUCUUCAGAUAAUAACAGCUUUAUUGAAGUGUCAAUGUAUUUAGACACUAAUCUCUCAUUGUCUGUAAGAUCUACUGCAUUUUCUGAUCGCUAUUUCCAGUUUUCUUAGCCUAUAUAUUUACGGCAGUUGUUUCUACUUCAUCAGUUUAUUCAAACGGUUAACUGAGUAAAUGGAUGGGUUUUUCGUAGAAUAGUAAUCAAGUAAGUAAGUAAGUAAGUAAGUAAGUAAGUAAGAACUUUAUUUAAGUGUCAAUGUAUUUAGCCCAUGUGGGCUAAUUGGGAACACCGUAUUAACUCUACCUAAAACUUUUCAUUAAUAGUGUUAUAAGAUUCUCUUAAAAAAAUUAAAAUUGAAAUAUUGGCAAACAAUGAAAGGAAAUAAAUAGUGUUGCCCUUGCAUCAUGAUGUAAAGGGAGGGUCAUGCAAAGACAAUCGUAGAUUGCAGUUUAGUGUAGAACCAUAAUCUUAGCUCAUGUAUUGCAUAUUCACACGUAUUGUUCAUCGUUCUUUCGGGGUUCAGUUCCCAUAUUGAAGAUUGAAAAAGAUCAUUUAAUGAAAUCAAUUACCAAAACCCGAAGUCUCGCACGCCUACCAACUUAAUUGAACGAAACGACUUUGGCUGCUCAGGUACGCCUACUUUAGGUCCUCAAAUCGCCUUAGUCGCCCAUUUGCCAGUAGUCGCUUUUCUGGGUAGCCUAACACCACGACUUCCCUCCAGUUUUUCAUAGAUCGCUUUAAGUCUUCCAAAUCGCGUUAUAUCGCCCAAAUUUACUUAGCGACUUUCCGACCCACAUUGGUAAUAAACCUGUUCAGGAAAUUCCUGUGCAUCUUGGAACUUGGCACCAUCUAGUUUCCCCAUGGUGCAGUUCAGUGCGAUCAACGUUCCGUUCGCUGUAGUAGUUUCAUGAGGAGACAAUCUUUUCUAACUUUUGAACUAUUUUUUUUUUCUUUUCCAUACCUCUUCAAUAAUGGAAAAAACUCAUGAAUGUAACGAUGCAGGUUUCCAUUUGACAUGUACAGUGGACAGGUGAACAACGUUUACUUUAAAAACAGCACUUGGGCGUUCAGUUGAAAGGUCACUCACUUUGUGGUCAAGCUCCUUUUUUAUUAUGGCACAACAAGAUUAAGACAAACGUGAUCGAAAUAAUAGGCUGUCUGGUAAAUCAAAAAUUUUAUCAUUGGUAUAAACUUAGUUUUCAUUCGCUCGAAUGAUUUUCAACUAAUUUUGGCAAUUACUAAUUGUAUGUGAAAGAGAAUUGAGUCAGAAUUACCCCCCUACUUCUCUUGGUAUCUUCGGAUGCGGAGCCACUCAUUAAAGGUUCUUAACAAAAUACUGGAGAUUACAACUGAGAAGAGUUUUUAAGUCACGAGGUCUAGCUUAGAAAUCUGUCUGGAAAGCUAAUUUCAAGUUCCAACGCCCGUAAAGGGGGUUAUGUCAGGACAAAGCCUAUAAAAAAAUAUGCUGACUUUUGCGGUUGACUUUUGUUUUGUUUCUAUGGGAAGUUUGUCCAGAGAUCUUUAACCGAUCGGAUGUACUUGCCAUUUUAAGAAGAAAGUGCCUGAAGGCGGUGCCAGUCGACUGUGACAACAGGCGUAGAUUUUCCAGUCUCUUAGAUUUUUUUUUUAGCAGACGUUUUUAAUCCUUUCCUCUAGCGCCUAAUUCUGAAUUUCGUCUGUCAGAGAUACUUUUGUAGUUCUUUUUUUGCAUUCUGGAAGAAUCAUGAUCACAAUUCCUGUAUGAUUCUCGUUUUCCCGUUGAGUACCGUGUUGACACGUCGGUCCGUUUAUUGUGAUGUUUGAGUCUCUUGUGUAAUAAAGCCAAUGUUAUAUUUUCUACGAUGAGCAGUGUGAAAUAAGACUACGAACUGAUCCCGUUGAGGUCAAUGCUCAAAACAAGAGUCGAAGAGUCGUAGAAUCCUUAGAAACGCAAUGGCAUCCAAGGCAGAACAUACCCGGAAAACGAGGAGACACGUGAAGCGAAGACACGGUGCAACAGGGUCAUAGUACCCACACCUUGGCUAGAGCAGACUUGAAAACAGGCGGAUCUCAUUAAAGCUCAUUAACAGUAAAGCAAUUAAAAUCCUUUUUGUCUGAUUGGCCAUGGUUGUAAGUACAGUGCGGGCUUUCAUUCUUCGUUAACCAUUUCCGGUAAGUGUGCUGAUAAAUAUAAAGCCGGGGCUUGACAGCAGCGAACGUUAAAGAUAAGCUCAAACUAAACAUAUUGCAGCGCCAUGAAGUCCAUUAAAUCGAUUGUCCUUUUGCAAGCAUUACUGGGGAUUAUCGCCAUUGGCCAGCAGAUAGAGCAAGGAGACGGGAGAAAGAUCAUCAUAGUCUUGACCGGACAACGUAUCGAAGAGCCAGUCGUCUCCACAACACCUCAACAUGACACGUCCAACUUUAGGGAGAAAAAACAGAAGAAAGAGAGGUGGCUGCAACACUGGGUAAAAAGGAUGAUGUUAAAGAACAAGGAAAGCGGAUAACUCUGCUAACCGGACUGGUGGGCAUUUUGAAACAAACAGACGCGAAAGAACAUAGAAGAAGAGGUCUUGGUCUGAUGCCUUUCAAAAUGAUGUUUGUUUACCGCGCGCCAUCGGCACCAGAGGAACACUUUAAGAAAUAAAGAAGUCAACUUGAAAUAUGAAUUUCAUUAGAGGUGUAAAUUAGGUAUUACGUCAAGACAAUAUUGUUGUUAGCUAUUUAUAGAAGAUUUGCCUGGGAACGCUAUGAAAUAGUUCUUUUCUCAAGCUGUACUAACUUGUGGUCAGACAUCGGAUAGAUUUUCACACAAAAAGGGGCGUACAUGUAUUGAUAUUUCCCGACCGGAAAAUGUUCGAAAGUUAUCUCAACCACAUUGAUGGGUUGCCACCAAUCCUAAAGAUUCAAUCGACAGGGACGUGUCCGCCAUGUUGAUAGAAUAUGUAAGAGAAGACGGUAAAAAAUAAACCAAAAAUCACUUGAUGAGGACAACAAACACGGCGAUGAUGACGUCACAGACUGUCUGUUGUCGUUUUAGUUUUCGUCAUCUUUUCCAGUUGAGACUUAAAUAAACGAUAAAGCGUAAAUAGAAUCACGACAAAGAAAUAGAUGCUACUUGUGAGAGAACUACAAAGCAAUAGCCACUUAAUAUGUCAUUAGAAGGAAAAGGGGCAAAUGUCAAAGCGCGGUAGUCGGAGCUAUUAAGAAGCAAUAAAGACAACUUAAACACCA
This is a messenger RNA of Orbicella faveolata, 7874 nucleotides long. RefSeq names its product tumor susceptibility gene 101 protein-like. Gene Ontology annotation, molecular function: ubiquitin binding. NCBI's taxonomy places the organism in Eukaryota, Metazoa, Cnidaria, Anthozoa, Scleractinia, Merulinidae. The record is from RefSeq and is a predicted model, not a curated record. Gene Ontology annotation, cellular component: ESCRT I complex. Gene Ontology annotation, biological process: protein transport; protein modification process; endosome to lysosome transport.